CGGCUACUUGCUUUUGUGGCUGGGGGGUUCACUGCGGAGCGGAGCUGGCAGCAGCUGGCCAUGAGUUACGGGGGUUCCAGAGGCUUCCAGGCUCCUCCUGGGGGACCCUGUCACCCCUCUGAUCCCGUUCUCACCAUGAGAGCGGGCGCCCAAAAAGAAAGACGGAAAAAAAGGGAAAGGGAGCAAAGCUCCAGAAGUGGUGGAUGUCUUGUCCCCAGAGGAGAUGAGCAAGGAGCAGCUGGAGAAACAUGUUGCACGUCUCCGGGAGGAGCUCGACCGGGAACGGGAAGAGCGCAACUAUUUCCAGCUGGAACGUGACAAGAUUCACACCUUCUGGGAGAUCACCCGCCGGCAGCUGGAGGAAAAGAGAGCAGAGCUGCGGAACAAGGACCGGGAGAUGGAGGAGGCAGAGGAGCGGCAUCAAGUGGAGAUCAAGGUUUACAAGCAGAAGGUGAAGCACUUGUUGUACGAACACCAGGAGAACCUCACCGAGCUGAAGGUGGAGGGCACCCUGUCCAUGAAGCGGGCCCAGAAGGAUCACUGGGCCCAGGAGAUUGAGCUGCGUAAAGACAUGCGUUCCUUGAAAGUGGAGCUGAAGGAGCAGGAGCUGGCCAACGAGGUGGUGGUGAAAAACAUGCGCAUGAAACAAGAGGAGGAGAUCACCCGGCUGUGCAAUGACUUUGAGAGACAAGCGAAAGAGAUUGAGGCCAAGUACACCAAGAAGAUGCAAGUGCUGCGGGACGAGCUUGACUUGCGGAGGAAGACGGAGAUCCACGAGGUGGAAGAGAGGAAGAACAGCCACAUCAGUGAGCUGAUGAAGAACCAUGAGAAGGCCUUCAAUGAAAUCAAGAACUACUACAAUGAUAUCACUCUCAAAAACCUGGCACUCAUCAGCUUGCUGAAGGAGCAGAUGGAAGAGAUGAAGAAGAAAGAGAAUCAGUUGGAAAAGGAGAAGGCAGAUCUGCUGCUCCAGAAGAAGCAGCUGAAGGAGACCCUGCAGCAGGCCCAGGAGCAGGUGUUUGAGCUGCAGAAGAAGUUGGCUCACUAUGACAAGGACAAGGAGGUCCUGACGAACACAAAAGCUCGUCUGAAAGUCACCCAGAAGGAACUGAAGGAUCUUCGGUGGGAACAUGAAGUGCUGGAGCAGAGGUUCAGUAAGGUGCAGGCGGAGCGAGAUGAGCUCUAUCAGAAGUUCACCAAAGCCAUUAAGGAGGUGCAGCAGAAGACGGGCUUCAAGAACCUGCUCCUGGAGCGCAAGCUGAAAGCACUCCUCAGCGUCCUGGAGAAAAAGGAGGUGGAGCUCAGCGAGGUCUUUGCAGCCUCCAACCUCGACCCAGACGCACUCUCCUUGGUCUCGCACAAGCUGGAGGACGUGCUCAAUUCCAAGAAUGCCACCAUCAAGGACCUGCAGUUCCAGCUGGCCCGAGUCUGCAAGGCCCACGAUGACAUGCUGCAGACGUUCAAGGCAAAGCUGACAGCCUUUGGGAUCCCCCUGGACAACCUGGGCUUCAAGCCCCUGGCGAGCCCCGUGCUGGGGCAGGCGGUGGGGCAGGGCCCCGCCGGACUCGUUGCUGUGCCCACCUGAUGCCAGCCAGCACCGACGGACACACAGUACCAGCCAGCAAGUGAAGUUGUGCCUUAUUGGUGCUCUGCACCAUUAAACGGACCUCAGCAAGCCUUCAGGAGGACCUGAAGGACCCUCUCUCUCCUCCCUGGGGGCGGGCUUUGCUCCAGAGCAGCCCCUCACUUCUGCCCUGGGGGAUGCCAGCCAUAGGCAGAUGCCAGCUGGGUUGGCUCUGACCAAGUGGGGCCAGUGUGCCACUGGAGGGCUCCUGGCAUCCCACCUGCAGGACCAGGCUGGAGCAGGGAGCAGGGAGUUGCACAGGGCCCCCCCAAGUCCCCCUGCCUCCUGGGAUGCCCCUGUGCUCCCCUGGGGCUCCCCUCCUUUCCCCCUCCAGCAGCCCUGCCUGUGCUGCCCCCAGAAAGGAGACCUUUUUUGAGACGAAUGGAGCUGUUUUAAACCUUUAAUGGU
Calidris pugnax (ruff) is the source of this 2032-nucleotide messenger RNA. It is a transcript of the gene GAS8, whose product is annotated as growth arrest specific 8. Gene Ontology annotation, molecular function: microtubule binding; small GTPase binding. The transcript has 11 exons. The coding region runs from base 224 to 1585 and encodes 453 amino acids. Gene Ontology annotation, cellular component: microtubule; motile cilium; Golgi apparatus. Lineage: Eukaryota; Metazoa; Chordata; Aves; Charadriiformes; Scolopacidae. The record is from RefSeq and is a predicted model, not a curated record. Gene Ontology annotation, biological process: flagellated sperm motility.